Podarcis lilfordi (Lilford's wall lizard) is the source of this 18194-nucleotide messenger RNA. The record is from the annotation of a GenBank genome assembly. Lineage: Eukaryota; Metazoa; Chordata; Lepidosauria; Squamata; Lacertidae.
GGGGAGGAACGUGCCCAGCCUGCCAAGGCGCCAGGUGCAGCCGCAGCACAGAGGCUGGCGGGAGCGGGGAAGGGGGUGGGCGCCUUUUGGGUUCAGGUUUCUUCCACUCCCCGCUCGCAUCCCACAGCCGGGAAGAGCGAGAAGCCUCUGCUGGCCUCGCUAAAAGUCGGGGGGAUUGUGGGUAAAAAGAAGGCCUGAGCUGGGAGGGGACGGGGGCCCCAACCUUGAGAAAAGUUUUGCCUUUGGUCUUUUGUUGGAGGGCAAAGAAUAGCCCCUCCGAAGCCUGUUGCAGCAAAAGCAACAAGGGGCUUGUGGUAGGACUCUGUUCUUCUUUUAAGAUAAAACAAGAAAUAUUCCUCAGCCUUCUGCGAAGAUGCCUGCCUAUGAGAGGUGAAGGAAAGUGAUAACACCUGGCAAAUAUUUGAGUAAUGGGUGCCCUGGGCAGGGCCAGACCAAUCAUUAUUUUAUAUUGUUUACUUAUUUACAGUUCCGGAGCCCUGUUCGCAUCCAGAAGCGAACAAAAACCGCGGGUCGCAAUUUGCUGCUUCUGCGCCUGCACGUGACGUCAUUUUGACCGCUUGCACAUGUGCGAGCUGCGAAACCCGGAAGUAAUGCACUCCGUUACUUCCAGGUUGCCGCAACGCGCAACCUGAAAAUACUUAUCCCGAAGCUACUUCAACCCGAGGUAUGACUGUAUUCAAAUGUGCUCAUCAUUGUCUGCACAAUCCCAGAACACGAAGCACUAAAACAGUGCACAUUAGUUCAUUUAAAUCCAGCUUAAUAUGUAAACAGUCAAUGCCCUAACAACAUAAAUACAUCAGCUGAGUAAGGGGCACCACUCGAAUAAGCAGCAUUGACUGAAGAUUGAACUGGCCGUCACUUUCUGUAGGGUUGCCAUAUUUCAAACAGUGAAAAUCUGGGCAGAAAAGUUAUUGAGCUAUUUUAAUCGAACAACAGCACUGCUGGCAUGGGCUGCCAUACAUCUGAUUUUUCCUGGACAUUUUAUCGAUUUCUGCCCGGACACUGCUGCCGACGUAUGGACAACCCUACCUUCUGAAAUAAGGAGGCAUCAGCCCAGGAGGUGCCCCAUGACAUCUCUGUGCCUUGGUGAUGGUGCUGAUGGGUACUAGAUGCACCCUGAAAAGUAUUUCCCACUACCACUUUACGUUCCUAGCUUUCUGUCACAGUAUGUUAAGGUAUGUGCAUACAACCGGCAGCAAUGAAACUGCUAGCACAUUUGCAAAGCCAAGCAGUGUCCAGUAUGGUUUCAAAUUGAAUGGGAGAUUGUAUGUUGUGAUGCUUGCAUUGCAGUGGAUUAGACUAGACUCAGCUAUACAGCUGCAAAUAAAACAUUUUAAGUGUGUUUUAAGUGCAAUAUACAAUGUGACACUAGAUGGAGACGGUGAGCUUUAUAGAAAAUUCAACGUAUUUUUAAAAAAGCAUUUUUGGAACUUUUUUUAUAUGUGUGUAGAUUCCACCAGGAUGACCCUCAGGGUCCCUUCCAACUCUACAAUUCUAUUAUUCGAACAUGGAUUUAAGUAUGCUCCCCUAAAAUAGUCCUGGCCAUCACUUUGCUUCCUCAAAUUGUCUUGCUCUGGCAUCCUAGUGUAUAUCUGUACAGUGGUACCUCGGGUUACAUACGCUUCAGGUUACAUACGCUUCAGGUUACUGACUCCGCUAACCCAGAAAUAGUACCUCGGGUUAAGAACUUUGCUUGAAGAUGAGAAAAGAAAUUGUGCUCCAGCGGCGGCAGGAGGCCCCAUUAGCUAAAGUUGUGCUUCAGGUUAAGAACAGUUUCAGGUUAAGAACAGACCUCCAGAAUGAAUUAAGUACUUAACCCGAGGUACUACUAUACUAGAAAAGAAAGAGGGAUAUCUGAUCCUAAGCAACGGGGUCACAUCCGCACCAUACAUUUAAAGCACAUGACUCCCUGCAAAGAAUCCUGGGAACUGUAGUGAAGUGUUCUGGGAACUGUGGCUCUGUGAGAGGUAAACACAGUCCCCAGGAUUCUUUGAGGGUAGCUAAGUGCUUUAAACGUACCGGUUGGAUGUGGCCCAUAGCACUUGGCCUCACACUUGUAUCACCUUUGACUCCCUUGUCAUCCAAGCGUUCCGCCACCUCCCUCGCCAGUCUCUUGCUGCCUACUAAUAUAAUUAAAAUGGGUUUUUUAUGCUUAUCUUUUUUGUUUUUAGCAAUGCACUCCUAGAAUUAUUCUUAUGCAUUCCUUCUUGUCUGCUUGCAUUCCUUUUGCCAAAGUUUGUCUUCUCUUUUGUUUUCAUUUGGACAAAACUUCCAUUUUCUAAAGGGUGCCUUCUUGCCUCUAAUAGUCUCAGGAUGAUAAUGGAGAAACUUGUAGCAAUUAAUUAGAUUAAAAUUAUGUGCCAGAUUACAGAGAGACAUGUUGGGUCGGAUAAACACACAUGUUUGUUUGUUUAAAGCUUUUUUUUUUACCCUGCUUCUUCGGCCAAAAAGGGUUGCAGUUCAGGUUACAAGACAUAGGUUGUUACAAGCAUAACAACAAAAGGGGGGGGGAGUCCUUUGAGGGAGCAGAUAGUCAAGAGGCAGAGCUGGAGGACUAAAGGUGACAAGAAAGUGUGGUUUGGGUCAUAAGAGUAGUAAGAUGGUGUGGGGAGGACCCAAGCUUUGAAGGUAAGGACAAGGGAUUUGUGCUGGAUCCAGGAGUAGUGGACAGAAAGCUAGUGUUGGGAUUUAAGGUUGGGUAUCAUGGGAACAGAGCAACAAGGAAGGUGCAUUAUUUUGCCAUGAUAUCUGCUGUUUUUUUAUGAGCAAAUGCUUAUACGGUGCUAUUUUUCAAGAAAAAGAGGUGCUGGAACUCAUUAUGAACACCAUCCUUGGUUUUUUUUACAGUGGCAAUGGGCACACACCUGAGAGGUGGCAGAACUGAGUUCUGGCAAGUUCCGGCUGGGGGGGGGCGGAAGCCCUGUGCUUAUACAUAUGGGAAUGACAUAACAGCUUUGUAGGAUCAGGCCAAAAGUGUAUUUCCUGUGUUUGGUUUCUUGGAUAGGAGGAGGGGAUGCUUAUCAGUGUGGCAAUACCAUUCAUUCUGGAAAGCCAGUGUGGAAUUAAAACAAGGCUUAUGUAUCUCAUUGAUGAAAGAACAGGGUUGGUGAUCUUUCAGUGCUUGUGGUUUCCUUUAAGCUGCCACAGGAAACACUACAAAACCUGGGGAGGAGGGGGAGGAGUUCAGCUCCAGUGCUCCUUAACUAAUGUGGUUUGAAUUUUAUUUGCCUCCCAAGGCAAAAUGUAAGGCUCAUCUAUUACUCAUUGCUGCCAUCUAAUAUUCUGCAGUAGAGUUGACAUUACAAAUCACAUCAGAAAAGAGAACCUGCCAGAAUGGCUAAAAAUUUAGGUUAUACUUAAUAAAUCGUAGUCUCUGGCAGCUAAUGAAAAUGCAAAUAAUCACAGAGAGGCAGUGUUAUUACUAUAGGAAAAAAGGACUUAAGCAUUCAUAUACAACACCAACUAUAUAUUUUAUUAGUAAGCAGUGUCAAAAUACCCUUUGAAAACUACACUUCAUGGUACUUCCUGUGUAUUAGGAUUCCACAUCUGUCAUGUUGACCAUUCUUUGGAGUACAUUUCAUGCAGGUAGGCGUUACAAGUUUCUCUUAUGAUUUUCCACUUCUUCAGCAAUGAUUUGACAAACACCUCAGUCCUAAUCAUGUUUUGUUAAGUGAGACAUUUCCUGGUACUUCCCAUCUUGCAAUUAGAGCUGGAGAUAAUAGAAUCUGUGGUAUGUGAUACUUGAUUUGAGGUUAUCAUUGUAAACACAGUAUUUCCAGUAAAUGAGGAUAGCUGCUUUAGUUCAGAUUUUAUUUUUCAGUCUCCGGUGCAAAAUGAAAUAUUUUAACGUGGAGCUUCUCUUCAUUGUCUCCUUAUACCACAAGAGCAGCAACACACAAAGGGUAAGAUCGGUUCAACUUGAAUUUAUAUAAUCAUUCAUUUUUGCUGACCAUAAUGCAUUGAUAUUGAUCCAGAAGGAAAACAUUUUGUGCACAGUUCUGUUCUUCCUGGUGGUGUGCUUUUCACAUUACUGAAGAUUCCCAAAAUAUGCUCAUGAUAAAUAAAUCUAUACAUAUAAAUUCCUCUGCAUUUUAUGAGUCAUCAGAGACUAUAAACCACAACAUCUGAAAGUAGAUAGUUUCUCCUGACACAAUUUUCAUUUAAGAGAUAUGUGUUUCAUUCACUGCUGUAUGAGGUAAUCCUUAGGGUGACCCUCAUGUGCUUUUGCCAUCAUAUGAUACUCUACUGAAUGUACAAAGUGCUUCCUUUGUGCAACAGCUCCCUAUUUAUAAAAGGCAGGAUUUUAAAUUAGAGCCCACUUCCUUAAACAAGAAUUUUUCUCAUGAAGAUGAAUAAAAAUUGUUGUACCCUGAAUAUUUAUGAACUUUGCUACUGAAGUUCUUUGGACUGAGAUCCUAUCACAUGUAAACAAACAGCAAAGCAGUGAAUUAUAAUUAUGCCACAAAUGGGAAGCACAGUUACACUUACAUCAAACUCUAUGAUGUUAUUCUGGAUGCAGAAAACUGAAAUGUAUACUAAGAAAUGGCUUUUAGAGUGCAAGUUUAUAAUAACUCAUUGUCAAGCAGUCUAUAGCUCAGGAAACAGAUAUGGCUGGGGCUAGAGGAAUAGGCUGGAAAAAAUACUACAGCAACUGCUUGCUAUUAAGACUUCCUGGGUAAGAAGGAGAUAAACACAGGUCCCCUGGAUCAGGCAACACACACAGUUCUCUGCCCACAAAGCUGUCCUAUUCAUUUAAAUGCAGAGAGAUGGUUCACAUGUCCACAAUUCACACAUACGUUUCGGCUACCUUUAUUGGAAUUCAUGGAGCAGCUCACCUGUGCACAAGCUCCAAGGGUACAUGAGCACAUGCAACUAUAUCAGUCGGGUGCACUUGUAUGAACUGCUGCCACAGUUCAAACAUAACAGAAAGAUAACAGGACAGUUAAGGCUCUGUUGCUGUGUCUGAUCCAAUACAUGGCUUAUUCUGAUUCAGUCCCAUUCAGUGCAGUGGGAUUUCAGCCUAAUAGGGAUGUUUGUCCUUAGCACAAGUAUUAUGUCUUUACUUCAAACAGCAAGUGGCAACGUCUCAAAAUUACCUAAACAUUUUUAUCUGUAAAGCACUCAAAUGCUCUGGUUUGUUUGUAAACUAUUGUUGUUUUGUUUUUAUUUUGUUUUCAGGAAACAGCUGACUUGAGCAGGCUUUUUGUGUUAAUAAUGUUGUUCUUUGCCAUAAGUUAAUACUUCUGAUGAUGCCCUUCACAAAUAGCCCAUUUCAAGGAACUUGCUCAUGGCUCUUCUUGUGUAUGCAACCGAUUGUGUGUGUGUGUGUGUGUGUGUGUGUAAGGGUGUAUACAAUACUCAAAGAGAAUAAAAGCUCCAAGCACUCUUUGAAUCUCACAAUGACUUCCUGAGGUAAAUUAGGCAGAGAAAGCAGUCAAUUAGCCUUAGGUCACAUGGCAGGCUUCAUAUUUAAAUUCAAUAGUCUAGUCACUUCACCACACACUGUGGUCACACUGACAUUGCUGCUGUUACUGCAAAACUCAUUGCUGGAUAGCAGGUUUUCAACCUUUUUGAGUCCACAGCUCCCUUGACCAACUACAUUCUUUCUGCAGCAUCCCUGUGAAGUUCAGGAGCCUAGUUGUGUCACUCCUUGGCUGCAGAGCUGCUUUUCAAACACAGUCCCUUGUAGAGUGUUCCCUCAGCCUCUUUUCUCUCCUCUGGGCAGCCGCAGCUACCACCACUGGUCUCUGAGCUGCCCCCCUUGCCCAAAGAGAGGUGCCUCCUCACACUGCCCCACAGGGGCCUGGGAAGCACCCCCUGGCCAACCCCAGAGGCACCACUUGCCUGCAGAGCUUGUAGCUGGGGCUGCUGCAACAAACAGCUAUGCAAGCCUUUGAGAGACAGAGACAUGAGAGGGCAUCAGAGGAGGGAGGGAAGGAAAGAGGGACAGAGACCAGUGUUGCCCGCGGCACCCCUGACCAUCAUUCAAGGCACCCCAGGGUGCCACAGCACACUGGUUGAAAACCACUGCAUAGUAUCAGGCUUGGAUCCAUUAGGAGACCAGCAGGGGGAGUACUUUUCUUCCUUACUGGAGCACUCACAGCCAGGCUAGUGGCAUACAUUAGUAAGAUUUCUAUCACUGGAAUAUGAAAGGGUUAUUGCCUUUAGACAUUAUUCCUUAAGAGCAUUGGGGUGUGCACCCGUAUAUUUUUAUUGAUUAUUUAUUUCAACAAAGGAAGAAGGGAGUGGUGGUAUGGGAAACAACAAGAGAAUUAAAUAAGGACAAGGAAGAGGCACAGAGGCAAAAAGCCAACAUAACAACCUCCACAAAAGUGGUCAAGAAUCCAAAAAAGAGAGAUUUUUCCCACAGAGAAGACCUGUGCCACGUUGACCAGAGCAGGACAGAUCUGGAUGGCCAGGGGCUGGAUGACUCCUCUUUCUCCUUGUUUGCGCACCACACAAGCAGCCCCUCACUCCCAUGGACCUCUCUGCAAAAGGUGGCCAGCAAAGCUCCAGUGGAGACAGAGCCAUGAGACAGUGCACAGGCAGAAGAAAAAGGCUGGAAUGAAUCCUGCAGAGGAGGAAGUUCCUCUUCCUCCAUUAUUGCUGCUGCUGGAGCCAAUCACCAGAGACAGAUGCAGGCAGAAGCUGCAGAUCUGUUCCAGCCUUUUUAUUUUUCCUGCAACCCUCUGCUUCUCUUGACCCCCCCUUAAAAAAAGGGGGUCUGCCUGAGCCUUAGAGUGUGGCUGACACACCUCACGCGCACAUCUAUGCCUCAGAGUAAUGUAUGACUAUACAAUAAAGAACAUACAGGAUGUGCUUUUCAGGGCUCCAGAAGGCCUCAAACAAGUGCUGUCUAGACCUCCCCAGAGGAGGGGAACUUUCCCUGCUACUCUGAGCAGCUGACAGUCUUGCUGGCAAGUUAUGCAUAUGUUGGUGGGGUGUGAGAUUGCUCCCUACCUCUAGAAUUCUCUCUCUUUAGAGGCAUGCAUGGAUAAAUUGUUGUUGUCCUCCACUACUCACCUCUCCAGCAACCACCAGGAAAGUUAUCUUCCUCUGAUGUUAAUAUAUGGGCAGAUGGGGACUUCCGGGGUGGCGCCAUCGGUAAUGGCGGACUCCCUCUGAUCCGGAGGGACUGGCUCUACGGGAAUUGGGUCUGCUCCGCUACGGCGAAGCGGGGACCCUUUAAAAAAUCACAGGCGGGUGAAGCCUGUGACCGUGGGACUCGGCGGGCACCUUUCACGCCCCCCCCCAAUUUGUAAAGGAGCCCAAUUACGGGCUCCGGAGCGAAGCGGGGCAAGCGGCGCGGUGCUGAGAGUCAACUGCUACUUCCGUGGAGCGAAGCCGCACAGCCGUUACCGGAGAGCGCUACCUUUUUCCUGUGACAAUCUGGCUACAAAACCAACUACCCGUGAGUAGGUUAAAUUUGGACAAUUGGACUCUAAACAACGACCCGUGAGUAGAACGGAAAAUUGGACCAAGAAAUUCCUUUUAAUCUGGCACUGAAGCGGGAAGGUCUAAACAGGAAGUCAGCCUUCCGCUCUUUGUAAAAAGAUUAAAGCAAAGACAUGGCAAGCUAGAGCUUAGAAAAUCGUUUGUAAAGGAUUAACUUUCAUCAUCUAAAAUUACUGGACCCCCUUACAGAGGGGGGAUUCUUUCUGGACUGUUUAAACCUGCAGAAGAGUGCGUAAAGAAAAGUAAUUUACCACCGUCUUGAACCUGGGAACGGGGUGUCAGGACAGACUUUUUCGGAGUUCAUUGACUAUAGACAAACAUUUUUGACAGACAGUUAAAAGAAGAGAAACAUAGUGAUUCCAUUGUUCUCCUUCGCAGCUAAAAGGAGCAAAAUAUUGACAAAAUAUCUGAAAAAGGAAACUUUGUUGUUAGAUCUGCUUUAAAAAAAAAGAGAGAGAGAGAGAUGGAUACAAAUAGAAGUUCUUCCCCUAGAGGGAGCUUGUGAAACUGUUAUUAAAUCUAAACUGGGGAGCUUUGCAGCUGCAACAGAUUAAGACCGUGGGAUCAGACUUUUGACCUUGCACAACAAUGUACUCGGAGGCUCUGGUGCAUGCUUUCUGUAAGACAAGUGCUUUAUUGGAACAGUUACAUGAGAAGACGGAUUUGAUUACUGUUGCGAUCAGAAAUUUUGGACAGGUAGUGGGUAUCUAUAUAGAACCCACUCAGGAAUCAAUUCAGGAGUGUGCUCUGACAGAUCAGAUGAGGGAGGAGGUUGUGGCUGGACCCUGGGAGGCAGAGAUGGAGGGAACUGUGGCCCAGCAGGAACAUGAGUUGUUGGAUCUGAUGAAUGAACCUGGAAAAAGCCAGAUUUGGAGAGAUAGAGUCUUGUUUGGCUUGGAGAUGGGGGGCUGGUUAGACCCCCCCUAUGCAGGGAUAUUUUGACUUUUCAAGUCUGGCGUUGGGCCGGGAGGAGUUUGGAGUUGUGGGGAUCCUCAACUUUGGAGGGACCUUGAAACAUGCCUUUAAAUAUCACAUGGAGUUCAGUGUGGACUAUGGAAAAGGGGCUGAUCUGUCGAGAAGGGAUAAAAAUAUUGUCAAGCUGGAGUCUCCACGAGUGAAAGGAGCAGAAGACAAAGUAAAGUACAGGUAUAAAUAUGAAGAAGAUCUGCGGAAGGGACAUGGAAGAGACUUAAGGGCCUCGGACAUAAGGUUACCAGGUUAAUGAACUAGUUGGAUGGGAUAGAAAGGACUGACAAAACCCGAGACCAGGAGGAAGAGACGUUGGAUGAAUAUUGGAAGAAAGUUUUAAAAAUUCUACUUAGGAAUGUUUUCUAAAAUUAAUGAGUAUUAGAAUAAUGUUGGAACGAAAUGAUUUGGCUUUAGCAGAAAUGUUAAAAAGAAUUAUGUAAGAAUAUGAUAUGGUUAUGAGAAAUUGGUAUAAAUAAGAUUUAAGUUUUAAGUUUUAGGGUUUUUUAUGGUAAGAUAGGGUUAAAAUAGAUUAAGGUAAUUUAAUGACAGAAUAUUAUGAAAAAUGGAAAGGAUUUGCUGUGACAAUCAACAACUAGAAUACAAAAAAGGGAGGUGUGAGGAGGUCGAUGAAAUAAGGUAAUGACAGUUAAGGAUUUGGGAAUAUUGGAUUUUUUAAAAAUCUUUGUGGUUUAUUUUUGUUCUCUGAUUUUGAUGUGUUAUGUGUUUUGUUUUUGCUUUUUGCUUUUGACUUUUAUCGAUUUGUAUUGUUUAAUUGUUAUUUGUUUUUUUCUUGUUUUUUUCCUUCUUUUUCUCUUUGUUUUUUUUUCUGUAACUUUAAAAUUUUCAAUAAAUAUCAUAUAUAUAUAUAUAUAUAUAUAUAUAUAGGCAGAUGGAUACAGGACAAUGCAUUCUCAAAGAUAUCAUACUUUCUCAAAAAUGGCAUGAGAGACCUCUUUGUCAUGAAAAUACUCUUGUUGACUGCACUUCUGUUGUUAACAAACCACUUUGACAUUUAUUUGUUUAAGCACACCUGGAGAACGCCAACCAUUCUGGUAUAUGCAGUCCUUCUUGUCUCCUCCACCCUCUUAUUUACCAUCAAAGCAAAUAUUUGAUCAUCUAUCACAUCUGCUGCCUCUGCUCUUCAGAGCAACAGUGGUGAGCCAAGCAAUUGGCUGCUUCAAGGCCAAAGGCAGGUGGUCACACAAAUAUAAUUUAGAUUAGAGUGAUGACCAAUAUAGAUGGCAGCUGGUGAUGCCUUCCUGCUGAACUACUGAGAUCAAGAGGAGAAAAAUACAGAUGAGGUCUCCUCAUCCUUGCCAUUACGCACAGCACUAGCUCACACAUAUGAUGCUAUAAUUUCAUGCUGAUAACCAUCCCUCAUCACUGAAAUAACAGUAAUAACAGUACAACCCUAAGCAUUCUGACUGAGCCUCUCGGGCUUGCCAAUCAGAAGGUUGGCAGUUCGAAUCCCCGUGACAGGGUGCUCUGUCCCAGCUCCUGCCAACCUAGCAGUUUGAAAGCACACCAGUGUGAAUAGAUAAAUAGGUACCGCUGCGGCGGGAAGGUAAAUGGCAUUUCUGUGCGCUCUGGUUUCUGUCACGGUGUUCUGUUGCACCAGAAGCGGUUUAGUCAUGCUGGCCACAUGACCUGGAAAGCUGUCUGUGGACAAACGCCGUCUCCCUCGGCCUGAAAGCAAGAUGAGCACCACAACCCCAUAGUCGCCUUUGACUGGACUUAACUAUCCAGGGGUCCUUUAGUUUUAGCUUUUUUACACUCUAGUAAAAAUGUUUAGGUUUCAGUGUAAACAUCUUUUUAAAAAAAACUGUGGUCAGUAGCUAGUUUUUCUGGAUGGCUACUAUGGGAGGACAGAGUUCAUAGAGUUGCAUAGAGUUCUGUUAGCAUAGUUGCCAACUUCUUUUCUUUAACUCUAGGUAACAGGGAAGGAAGCGAAGCUUCUCAUAUGGUCAGAUUUGGCCUAGGACCUCCAGUUGAUGAUCCCUCCCUUAAAUAUUGUAUACAAGGAAUAAAGGAUUUAUGAGGUGAGCCCACACUGUAGCAAUGAAGAACUUUUUACAGGCCUUCUGUUUGUUUGCUGUAUCGGAUUAAAAUAUUCAAAUAAAAUAAUAAAAUUUUGGCAGAUGAAGCAAAGUUCCUUUGUAGCAGGAAAGCAGAAACUUUGUAGUCCAGCUCUAGUUCAUCAGCUGAUUUUCUACGCCCAGGAGGCAAGCAGCACACACGCAUAAUAUCCAGAGAUUUUAUAUAAUUUAAGAAAGGCAUAAAUGAUGCCAGAUACAGUAUUUGUUAGCUUGCCAAUAUUUAUAGCAACUCAAAGAAGCAGGGUAACUACUGUAGGCCACAGAAAAUACAUACAGUGGUACUUCGGGUUAAGUACUUAAUUCGUUCCGUAGGUCCAUUCUUAACUUGAAACUGUUCUUAACCUGAAGCACCACUUUAUCUAAUGGGCCUCCUGCUGCAGCCGCACCGCUGGAGCACAAUUUCUGUUCUCAUCCUGAAGCAAAGUUCUUAACCCGAGGUACUAUUUCUGGGUUAGCGGACUCUGUAACCUGAAGCGUAUGUAACCUGAAGCGUAGGUAACCCAAGGUACCACUCUACUUUCUUCCUUGGAUUGUACACUCUAAAUACAGUGGGGAAUAAUAUCCAAUAUCACCUAAAUGGAUUUCUGCUUAUGCAACAAGACUUCUCCUCCUUCUCUUCCCCCAAGCACCUUCCCAAGACACACACACAAACGCACACCAGUCUCUUUCAGAGGGUCCUCUGUUCUCCAGAGAAUUCCGCUGGCUAACACCUAGUGAACGUUACACAAAAGCAAGUUUAAAUUGAAAACAACACAUGAAAAGCUGCGGCCCAGAACUUCAAUAAUACAUUGUGUAACCAACAUAUAUUUGUUUAGAUGCAUGCAAGGGUCCAGGCUUGGAAAAAAUGCCUCACCCUUUAAAAACCAAAAUCCCCGGUAUUAACAGUUUAAGAAAGAUGUGUAUCUCAGAAGAUUGCAUGGUCCUAUUGAAAAAAACCAUACACAAAUAACAACUUUUUUUUUUUUUUUUUUGCAAAGGAAACAUUUCUUCUGAGACACAGUGAAGGAUGAGGGUGCAGUGAGGAGUCAAGUGCCCCAAAUAGAAGGGAAUUUAAUACAGCUGCUUGACAUCUCCAUCUACUUGCAUUGAUUGUUGUAAGACAAUUUUGUGCAGUACUACCAUCUAGUGGUCCCUUUGUAGCAUGUCUUCUAAUUAUUUUUAAUUCUUUAAUUCAUUGCAUAGGAAUGUUUCCUUGAAUUUGUCGCUAGUAUUAAAACGUACCUAGCAGUUUCUGCAUGGAAGAGAGCCAUCCACAGUUAAGUAGCUGUUCGCCACCUUCUUUCCAAUAGUAAUCCUGUGCUGUUAAACCAUAGCAGCAGGAGGCCGUAACCUAACCAGGGCAGCUUUUCUCAAUACAGGUAGGACUGCAGUGGAGAAAAAUGACAAACCAGGUCCUGAAGUCCUGCUAAGUAAAAGUGUUAUUACUUACUUGCAUUAGCAACAUCAGCACUCAAGGUAUUGUGGGCUGCUGAGCUCAGUUGUUGCAUUUUGGCCCUUCUGUGUCUCCUUCCUUGGUUCUGAAUGAUCCCCCUUAUUUGCAACUAAAAUCUGUAUUAUGCCUGCUUCCGGGUUGUACCACACUAUUGGCUGGCAGAUAAUUCAGAGGUGUGUUCCUUGAUAACCUUGCUUCCAUGGCAAGUGUUCUGUGUUGUCCUCAACUCUCGGUCCUGUUCUGCUCCCUCCAGCCACAUGGUGCUACUGUUGAUGUUCUAGUGAGCCAGUGUGGUGUAGUGGUUAAGAGUGGUGGACUCGUAAUCUGGGGAACCGGGUUCACGUCUCCGCUCCUCCACAUGCAGCUGCUGGGUGACCUUGGGCCAGUCACACUUCUCUGAAGUCUCUCAGCCCCACUCACCUCACAGAGGUGUUUGUUGUGGGGGAGGAAGGGAAAGGAGAAUGUUAGCCACUUUGAGACUCCUUUGGGUAGUGAUAAAGCGGGAUUUCGAAUCCAAACUCUUCUGUUCUGUUGGGUUCUGUGUGUUCCUACCCAGGAGUUAAGAUCUGUGGGUGAAGUCCCUUCUUACUCAGGGACUUGUGAGCAACUGUUCUCAGCUGCAGCACUUCUGCCCUCUUGUCACCUAUGUUGAUAAUUAGACACCAGGUCCAAGUGUGGCUCAUUACUCAAGCUUUUGAUGCCUAACUUUGAGAUAUCACUGCCAUACAACUUAAAAGUUGGGUAUAUGGAGUUCAUGUAUUUUUCCCUGUUUUUAUUGUAUGUGGUCAUUUCAUCAGUAGCUACUCUGAGAUCUUUAGAAUAAAUACAUUUAGAAACAGAAGAAAGGAUCCCCCUGCUAAAUGCUACAUCAUAACAAUCCUGAAUUCAAGGGCCAAAUAUUCGUCAUCCAUGUACUCAGUAUGCUUUGUAAAAGACAGAGUAAAGCAGAGAAAAGUUAAAAAAGUAAAGGUAAAGGGACCCUUGACCAUUAGGUCCAGUCGUGACUGACUCUGGGGUUGCGGCGCUCAUCUCGCUUUAUUGGCCGAGGGAGCCAGUGUACAGCUUCCAGGUCAUGUGGCCGGCAUGACUAAGCCGCUUCUGGCGAACCAGAGCAGCACAUGGAAACGCCUUUUACCUUCCCGCCGGAGCGGUACCUAUUUAUCUACUUGCACUUUGACGUGCUUUCGAACUGCCAGGUUGGCAGGAGCAGGGACUGAGCAACGGGAGCUCACCCAGUCGGGGGGAUUCGAACUGCCAACCUUCUGAUCGGCAAGCCCUAGGCUCUGAGGUUUAACCCACAGCGCCACCCACAUCCCUAAAGCAGAGAAAAGUUACUUGAGAAUAAUUGUCCAAGGGCAGUGAGCAGAAAAGCGCACCUCCUGAUAGUCUAUUUACAAUUGCAUUCAGAUCCCCAACCUGCACUAGAUGUUAGGCAAGCACAAACGUUGACUGGCUUUAGGUGCUUGCUGAAGAACUGGGCUGCAAUCUGACUUCUGAGUAGACAUGGUGAAUAUUGUAGUGUUUUCUAAACAUUCGCUGCUGUAAUUACCUAGCUCACAGUAUUUUAAUUUUGUUACUGUGGAUUUUCUGGUGGGGUGGGUGUGUUCUUGUACAGCAUGGUUCUUAUUUAAUUGUUGUAAACCACCUGGAGUUUUCCAUGAAGAAGGAUAUAUAAAUAUUUUUUUUAAAAAAUGAAAUAAAAAUAGUCCCAAGUUUGAUAGGAGCAGCUCUACUUCUCCUUUUCAUCUGCAGGUGUGGCAGUGGAUGUGCUGGACUCUUGUCUUGCCUCGGUAAUGUACUGGAUGAGAGGGAACAAACUGAAUCCAGGUAAGAUUGAGGUACUAUUAGUAGGUGGUUCCCUAGACUGGAUGGGUGGCAGGUUGCCUGCUCUUGAGGGGUUCCACUCACUCUGAAGUAGUGGGUACAUAGCUCAAGGUUACUUCUGUAUCCUCUGCUGUUGCUUGAGGCUCACUCAGGUGGCUUCGGUGGCGCAGAGUGCCUUCCAUCAGUUUCAGCUGGUGGCUCAGCUACACCCCUAUCUGGACAGGCAUAGUUUAACUUCUGUCAUCCAUGCUCUGGUAACCUCUAGGUUAGAUUACAGCAACAUGUUAUACAUUGGGCAUCCUCUGAAGAUGAUUCAGAAACUUUAGCUGGUGCAGAAUUCAGUGGCUAGGUUGUUCAUCAGGGCAAGGUGGUAUGAGCAUAUUACAGGGAUCCUGGCCCAACUGCACUGGCUUUCAAUUAGUUUCCAGGCUCAAUUCAAAGUGAGGUUUUGACCUAUAAAGCCUUAAAUGGUUUAGGACCACAAUUCCUCAAGGACCAUCUCUUCCCAUAUGAACCGACUUGGACCCUCCACUGUGAGAGGUCUGGAGGGUGGCAACAUGAGAACGGGCCUUUUCUGUGGUGGCUUCCCACUUGUAGAUUUCUCUCCACAGAGAGGUUCACCAGGCACCUUCAUUACAUAUCUUUAGGUGCCAGGUGAAAAUGUUUUUCUUUAACCAGGACUUUGGCUGAUCAACAUUCUAUGCCCUUUUAAAUGUGUUUGUGGGAUGGGGGUUAUUGUUUUUUUCUUGUUUUAUUAUGUAUUUUGGGUUCUGUGUUGUGAACCACCCCCUGAUCUUCAGAUGAAGGGCAGUAUACAAAAUCAAUCAAUCAAUCAUCAUCAUCAUAGUCCUUUUAUUCCCACUUACUAAAAUGUAAGUCUAGGGUGGGAAACAAUGGUGUGAGCUUCACUACUAAACUUUGUUUUACUGAGCUGCUUUUUAUUCUUAUAUUAUUUUGUUGUUGCUUUGUUUUUGAACUGCCUUUGUACUUUUUGAAAUGAGAAGUAGUAUAUACUUGGUUUUAACAAAUAGUCAAUCAACAGGGAAUUUAAUUUUUUUAACAUCCAUACCCAAUACUGUAUCAAAUAGAGGAAGGUGACUCCCAUGUUUAUGGCCCCCUGUAUAAAAUGAAAAACAUGUACGGUGAUUCAUUCACAGAGAGACUCGCUCCACUUUUCACCUAAAAAUAUCUUAGAAAAAGCAAGCCAGAUGUGAUAUCUGAGUAGGAAGCAAACAAGAUACACAGGAAGGAAAACCUAGAGGAGAAAGAGACUCCAGGUAUCACAUUCCCUGUAUAGAUAGCCCUGCUGUCAUUGGUUGUGAUAAAUAGCAGUUGCAGAAAGAGGAGCUGUCAGGAAGUGGUUCUGUCAAACUGCCCAGAAUAGCCAAUAAAUUUGCAGAAGGUGAUAAUGACACUUGUCUAGGCUAACAGGAAUAAACUGCUAGCAAUGCCUGAAUUGUUGCAAAUGCUAGUGCUGGUAGGUUUAUGACACAAGGACAUUGAGGGAUAAUAUUGCACUCUGUGCAGUAUGGAGGACAUACAUGCGCAUGCAAAAUUAUUUUUGAAGAUUUAGUUGUGAAGGUUUUGUUUUCCUGUUUAUGAGUUUUAUACAACCUGAGGUGCCUUUUUCUUUUGAGGAGAGAAAAACGCAAUUAAUCUCUUUCAUGAAUAAGCAUAUCUGUCAAUAUAAUUUAAAAACAAAAUAAAUAACCUUGGGUGAAGAUGUCUUACAACCAUAUUAUGUUUAUCGCAUUUUGUAUUUACUACUGACAGUGGCUCUGGCUUGGCUCUUUUCCAGCUCUGGGGUCUUCUGACUUUCAGCGACGGAACACAUUCCUCCUGGGGAACUAGAAGCCAUGUGGACCACAUGUCAACAGUGAGCAGGAACCAAAGGCAAAGGUGAGCAGGGAGGCAGCUCUUACUAUUGUACAGCAGGCUACAGUCCAGCUAGCCGUGUCUUCUUCUACCCCGGCAAACAAGAGGCAUUAGCUUAGUUCAAGGGCCAGGUAAACGCAUUGGAUAGGGAAUAGAGCAGCACCAGGAAGGCGAGUGGUCUGAGAGGUACACGACAUGGCUAGCCCUGAGGGCCAGAGGGGCCUGCUCAGGCUCCAUCCAGCCCCAGGCCUGAGGUUCUCCCACUACUGCUUUAGCUGGAGAUGACAGGAAGUGAACCCAACACCAUUGCAAUGCAAGGUAUGUGCUCUGUCUCCAAGCCAUGGACUCUCAACCUGCAGCCCAGCUGAAACAAUUGUUUUAUGUGGCUUCAGGGCUUUUUAGAUGGAGCUCACCAGAACUCAGUUCCGGCACUUUUCAGGUGGGCACCAUUGCCAUUCAAGGGAGUUCAUGGUGAGUUCCAGCACCUUUUCCUAAAAAAAAGCAGCACUGGGUAGCUUAAUUUUUGCAAGCCAGACUCCAAAGCCGCAGACCCUAUUUUUAGAAAGCCCACCCCACAAUCUGCAAUAUCUCCAAAUUUAUGAUCUUCUUUACAGUAUAUGGUUGUUGUGAGAACUGCAGAUAGCAAAAUGUGAAGCACUCUACAAUGCCAGAUAAAAUACCCUAGUAAUAGGGAUUUAUGUGGAAUUAGAAGUAAAAGAAAAUGGAGUGCCAAGAUUUCAGAUGGAAACAAGAGCAGGGGGAAAUCACUUUCAAAUCGUGUGGCAGUUUUAAAACAUCCCAAAGGAUGAAUCUUUGUCUGUCAGUCCAUUUUGCCCCUGCCUUUUAACACAUUUUUUAAGUCUAUCUCCACUGGACCACCACAUUUGGCAUUGGAAAGGAUUAUGGUGGUGGUCUGAUUCUAGUGCUGUAUAGCCCAAUUCCGCCAUAUUUACUUGAAAAUAAGGAUCACUGUCUUAACCGCAGAUUGCUAGUUCCGCUAUCUGUGUUGGACGGGUUGAGAACUAUCCUUCAAGGACAAUGUAGUCACAGCAUAUCUAAGAAAAGACAAUAAACAAGACAGUGUGGCUGCAAAACAUGGCGUCAUACUGCCUAUUUUUACUCCACUUAUCUCAUGAAGCUUCAAAGCAGCUUAUAAUAAAUAAUACAGUGAAAAUGUUUCUGACAUAAAUGAACGCACAAAGGUGGCUGUCUUCCACUUGAUGUGUUUUCUUUCUCCUUUUUAUUGGUUUCCUCUUUCAGCGACAAGGUAUUUGGUUUGCUGCUCUGCAGAACUGCCCUCUCACCUGUCUAUCAGUCACUUCAGACAGAAAUGGUGUUCCAUAUUUGGAGAUAUUUGAAAAUGAGUGUUGGAAGGCUGCACAAGUGGAAGGGAGGCUGAGACCCUCUGCAUUCUUUGCCAGCUUCAGAUUGUUCCCCACCCUCCACACUAAGAAGUUCUAAUAUUAACUGUGCAUCUAAUUUAAUAUCAUCUAUGCCUAAUAUGUGCAAAUGUACUAGGGAAAUAGUACAGGGCUGGUUGCAGAUUGUAGAUACAAAGCAAUGAAGGUUGCCCAGUAUGUUCAAAGGAUGUGCUUAACUAGAACUUUGUGGCACAGCCCAACCUAUGGCUUUUAUCACUUUUGUGAUGUCAUGGUAGCUGGGUGCAUUGUUUCUGGGUAGAAAUGGUGCCCACGAGUGCUGGUUCCUUUAUAUCUAGGCACUCUUGCACUUACUGCCAAAAUGAAUUCAAUUUUUUACAUCCUCCUAGGCAAGAGAAUGCAUCACUGCUGCCAUCUCAGGAACGUGGGCUACAGAAAAUCCAUAUUCUUCCACAAUGUGGCAUGCCAGGAAGGCAAAUAAUUCCAGCAUUCCCUGAAGUUAACAAAACAGUGAUGGAAUUCAGCAGCUCAACAGAUCAGUCACCUAGUUCUUUUAAACUCAGUCUUGCUCUCAUAACAAAUGUCUACACUAUAAUUCGAUUAUUUUUUUUGUCUGUGAAGAGCGUCACUAUAGGCAGGCAACAAGCACUCAGCAUUAAAUUGUUGAUUGUUCAUGACAGGUGGGAGUAAGCGUUAGGUUAAUAGAAGGUUCCUUGUCCUGAGAUUAAGCAGAGCAACAUCUGUCAGGCGGAAGUUCUACCCUUUGCAAAGAUGCAAGCUUGUAAGCCCUUGUUGAACAACAAUAAUCAGACCUGCAUCUAAAAUCAAACCCUUAAUAGUGUUAUUACUGAUGACACCCUUCCUUUUGCUUCAUGUAAACCUGAAACACCCAAUUCAACAUAAGAAAGGGAAAGAGAAAAUGUGUGCCAAGAUAAAUAGGUAUUGUUUUUGAUGUGGACUAAAUGUUUCUCCUAAUGUACUAUUUUAUUAACAGCUACAUUGAUUUAGAUUUGCUAUCACGGCUGCUGGAAUAAAUCCAUACAACUUUUCUGUUCCAUAUCCAAAAGCAGAAAGGCUUGUUUUUUUAUACAAGUUAUAUUGGAUCAACAAUAAAGAUCUGUUAUCAAGAAGCUUGGUUCAGCC